Linum trigynum is the source of this 721-nucleotide messenger RNA. NCBI's taxonomy places the organism in Eukaryota, Viridiplantae, Streptophyta, Magnoliopsida, Malpighiales, Linaceae. The record is from the annotation of a GenBank genome assembly.
CACUCCCCCUUUUUCACUUUCCCCAACUAUCUCCAUCUCUUCAUCAAAUCCCCACACAAAAUCUAGGGUUACGACGCCAUCCCCUAAGAAGCUUCCUGCUCCUGUCUCGUUGGGACUUAUGGUUAAAUCACCGCCUGCAACAACUAGGAGGCGUAAGAGGGCAGCAUCUAAACCUAAAUCAAAAGCAAAAUCAAGAUCAAAAUCAGCUAAUGCUGAUAGUCCGAGUGCUAGUAGCUACACUACAUCAUCUAGAAGUGAUUCUGGUGAUUCUUCUUCUUCUUCAGAUCAUCCUUCACCCGACACUGAAUCAGCUGGAAUGGAAACACCACAGAGUCCUUCCAGUAAAGUUGUUGAUGUCCCAAUUUCAUUUGAUCUAGCUGCUACCCCUGCUGAUACAGUGAAGAAGAGAAGGCGCACUGCUUCAUGGAAAAUUGGUGCUAAUGGUCGAAUGACAAUUGGUUCUUCUGCUAAUGAGGGGGAUAUGAGAAUGACUGCAUCUUGUGUUAAGACCAUUAGGAAUCUGGAUCCUUCAGUUGGAGGAAGUGGUACUGAAUUGAUGGUUAUAGAUGAACAUACUAGAGGCGGUUCAUUGGACCAAUUGGUGGGACGUGGGUGAUGUUCAAAAGGUGGAUAAUAUGGUCACAGUAGGAAGAGGAAGGAACGGACGAUGACAAAUUAGGUUUUGUCAAAUCGACUUCAACAAUAAGUUGAGUGUAAAGGA